AUGCAAAUUAGAUGUACUUAAACAAGUAAUCAUUCUCAAUAAAUUAAUGUUGUUUGUAUUGAAAAGGAUUGCUAGAAUUUAAGGUUUUGUUGUCCCUCUUGUAUAUUUCAACAUGCACAUCAUCUUAUAAGUUUAAUAUCUCUUGAAAGAUUGAAUGAAUGGAUUAAGCAGAGAAUAGAAACUAUUUUUGUUGUUUAAAAUAGUAUAUCAGAAUUUAAACUAGAACUUAAUGAUAUACUUAACUUAAAUAAAAAAUAAUUAUUAGAAAUAGGUGAUUCAAGAAUAGAGGUACUUAUAAAAGGUUUUUGGAAAUUUGAUGACUUAGUUAGAUUGUAAUUUAGCUUGUUAUAAUAGUCAAUUUAUAACAUAAGAUAAAUAGUGAAAGAUGUGACAAAAUGUUUCAAAGAUGGUAUCUUAUAAUAAUAAAGUUUCAAUUAAUCUAAAGGUUUAUUAAAUCCAUAGAUUUAAGAUAUAAAAUUGAAAGAUUUUAAUUAGCCUAUGACUUAGAUUGUUCAAAAUAGAGAUUAAUGUCGUGCUAUUGCUAUGAAUAAAGAUUGCUCAAUUGUAUUAGGUGGAUAUGAUUAAUAUAUUAAAGUAUUUGAGCAUAAAAUAGGGAAAUUAAAAUAAACAUAAAUCUUAAAUGAGCAUUCUUCAAAUGUCAUAACAUUAAAUUUUAUGAAGAAAUCAAAUCAUUUUUUAUCUGGAAGUUGUGAUAAAAUAAUUAUUAUAUGGUAGAUGAAUUAAAUAAAUUAAUGGGUUUAUUUAUAGAAAUUGAUAGGACAUGAUAGUAGUAUUUUCUGUUUAUUGAUAAAUACAAAUGAAGAUCUUAUAAUUUCAGGUAGUCAAGAUAAAUCUAUUAAAUUCUGGUAAAAAUAAAUUAAAUGGUAAUAUUCAUAAUCUAUAACUGAUCAUAUUGAUAUUGUACGCUCAUUGAGUUUAAAUGAAGGAUAAGAUAAAUUGAUUUCUUGCUCAGAUGAUUAAUUUAUAUUAAUAAUUUAAUAAUCAUUAAAGGAUAAAAUAUGGAGUGUUGUAUAAAAAAUACAAGUAGAUUAUAAUGGGUUCAGAUUAUGUUUUAUUGAUGAAAAUUUAUUUACAUUCUAACCAUAUUGUAAAUAAUAAAUGUAUGUAUAUGAGAUGGAUCGAAAUACUAAAUUAUAUUGGAAAAUUCAGGAUAUUAAAGUAAAUUGUGGUUCAAAAAAUUGUUGUUUAUUUCCAUAAUAAUAUAUUAAGUCAAAAUGUAUUCUUGUUAAUAAGAAUGGCAAAUUUAUUAAUUUCAUGAGGAAAAAAGAGAAUGGGGAGUUUUUUAAUGAAUUUUCUAUUUAAUUUGAGGUAGAUGAGAUUUUUGGUUAAUUAAGUGAUGACGGAAAAUAUCUGAUCACUUGGGAUAGUUAUUCUAGAGAAAUUAAAAUUACAAAUUAUAAAAAUUUGUGA
Messenger RNA from Paramecium pentaurelia, 1431 nucleotides. Lineage: Eukaryota; Ciliophora; Oligohymenophorea; Peniculida; Parameciidae. The record is from the annotation of a GenBank genome assembly.